CUUCCUCUUCCCGAGUAAAAGAAGAAAAAAGAAACUAAAAAAUAAAGCAAUUAAGCAAAGAACCUAAAGGUACAACCCUAAUCAGCACAAAAAAUUGCUGAACGCCUGAAUUCCCCUACACCGGCGAACUUGCCCUUCUCCUCGCCGAUGAGCUUCCGUCGUCACUCUAUAGCUGCCGGAACCCUAGUAUUUUCCCUAUAAAUCGACAUGGUCGAGGUUGAGGCUUCUCCACCUGAUCUCAACAACGAAACCUCUCCUCCUCACCACACAAUUACAAUGCUGCCCGGUGAAAGAGAUUAUGCAAUGGGAAAGAGGAAGGAGCAAGAUAUUGGUGAACCUGAAGGGAGCAGAAAAAAGAAGAAAAAGCAAGUUGCCAAUCCUCGUCCUGCUUGUUCUUGGGUGCACUUCAGCCGUGACUUUAUUAAAGAGUAUAGUGCUACACAUCCUGAAUCUUCAGGCCUGAAAGCUGCCACAAAGGCAGCCUCAGAUGCAUGGAAGCUGAUGAGUCCUGAAGAAAAGGCAAAGUACACUACUCGUGCCCGUGAAGUGUGGGAUAAGUACCUGAGCUCGACACCAGCCCGCCCUCCUAAGCCAAGAAGACAGACCAAACUAGUUACGAGGUGCUCCCCUGGCCGCUUGCUAAAUGUCUUGCAACGGCUCACACCGGACCAGAAGGAGGCCGUAAAGAGCAUGGGCUUUGGUAGCAUCCUUGGCCUCAGAUGUCGAACUCUUCGAAGAAGCUUGUGUCUUUGGCUAUUGGAAAGGUUCAAUACUGUAAGACGCAGCUUGGAAAUCUGUGGUGAGAGGAUACCUUUAACUCCAAGGGAUGUGGAACUUGUAAUGGGCUUGCCUGCUAGUGGGAAAGAUGUGGUGAACUCAGGGUCUGACGAAUUAAUUCUUGAAUUGCGUAAGAAAUACAAUGCGACCAAUCGUGGGAUUUCUGUCCGUCUUCUGGAGGAACGACUUGCAGCUCCAGAAGCUGGGGAGGAUUUCAAAAGGUCAUUUGUGCUUUAUGUAAUGGGCACUCUUGUGUGCCCAACUGCAAGGCUGGACGUAAGCCCCUCUUUCCUCCACUUUUUGACAAAUAUGGAUGUACUCCAUCAGUAUAAUUGGGGCAAGUUCUUGCUUGACCGGCUAGUACGGGAGAUAUCUCGCUUUCGUCAAGGGAAGCAACGGGCAGUUGGGGGCUGUCUUUUGUUCCUCCAGCUAUUUUACUAUGAGAGUGUUGCUGUUGGAGCAGCGUAUGAAUCGGCCCCUGUAGCUUUUCCUUGCUUAUUCUCGUGGGGUGAGGAGGAGAUUAGUGAGAGAGAAAAGCAAGAGAAGGAACUUGGUGGUUAUGGCUCGGGGGAGGUAGUCUGCAAGGAGAGAGGACUUGGGAUGGGGUCAUUUGGAUACAAAGCCCAAACUGAUUGUAUGCCAUUGAGAGCAGUGGAACAAGUACAAGAGCUUUCUCAUGCACAGGACAUGGAAGAUCAAGAAGAUGAGGAUACCUUCAUAGAACAGGAACAUGCGCACACAUAUAGCAUCCAACGGAAUGACGUCUGUGCGGAGGUUAAUGUAGUUGCUGAUUCAGGCCCAGUACCUUGUGGAAACAUGAACUAUGGAUGCACAGAAACUGUUGACUACACAAAUAAAAGAGAUCAUGAGGAGGCCUGCCUCUAUGCACCAUGCCCGUGCCCUCUCCAGAAUUGUAAUGUUGUUGAUUCCCCCAAUCUACUCUCAAUACAUUUCACCAGUAAGCACUGGGAUUCUGGGAGACGCUUCAAGUAUGAUUGCCCAUUGCGUGUCUCGUUGAGCAAGAAAGAAACUUUCCUUGUUUUACAAGCAGCAAAAGAUGGAAUCCUCUUUCUUCUUACCAAGGGAACACAAAGUAUAGGGCAUACGAUUGUGAUUACUUGUAUUGGUCCAAGUUCAUCAAAGGAAUGCUUCUUGUAUGAUGUUUUAUCAGAAAGAGGAAGUAGCUCUCUGAGAUUGAAAUCAUUCGCUCGUAGUCUUCCAGGUAGGAUUGAAGGUUUACCUCCAAUGGAUUUCCUUCUGAUCCCUUUUGCUCAUCUGGGCUCAUCUGGGCAGCUAGAUUUAGAGGUUUGUAUAUGGAGCUCGACAGAGCCUGGAUCAGAGUGAGCAUGAGUAGCUGUAAUAUCGCAGCUUUAUUUGUAUAAUUGUAUUUGUUAGAAUGUAAGAAAAUGUGAUUAAUCAGCAUGUUUGGGAAUACAGCUCCCAAUAGAGACUUGUUGCUCAGGGCAAGCGCGUGUUUAAUUAUAACCGAGCAAAGGAUAAGCUGCAGGAAAAUUAUUGA
Molecule: messenger RNA, 2296 nt
Organism: Nicotiana attenuata
Lineage: Eukaryota; Viridiplantae; Streptophyta; Magnoliopsida; Solanales; Solanaceae
Exons: 9
Coding region: 208-2121 (637 amino acids)
Molecular function (GO): zinc ion binding
Source: RefSeq, a predicted model, not a curated record